AUGGCGGGCAAGCGACCGCGCGCCGCCUUCGAGGCCGACCUCCAGGCCCAGCAGUCUCCCUACGCUUUCUUUGGCACCCCGCUGCCACCACUGGACCCCAGUGUCAGGGACGAUGGCUCCUACGUGCCCGUCUGGAAGCAAGAAGUGACCGAUGAGCGCGGCCGCAAGCGAUUGCACGGCGCGUUCACCGGAGGAUACAGCGCCGGGUAUUUCAACACCGUGGGCUCCAAAGAAGGAUGGGCCCCCUCGACCUUUAUUUCUUCGCGGUCAAAUCGCGCCGCCAAGGCACAACAGCAGCAAGUCGAGGAUUUCAUGGACGAGGAAGACCUCCGCGAGGCCGAGGAGUCAAAACAGCUGGAGACCUCGGGCGACUUUGCCGCGUUCGGUUCUACCCAGUCUUAUCUUACCGGCCGAGGUGGCAUCAUGGAUCUUUUCAAGGCCGGUGGCGAGACCAUGGGCGUAAAGCUUCUGAAGAAAAUGGGCUGGCGAGAAGGACAAGGCAUUGGACCGAAAGUCCGACGAAAAGCUGACCUGGGUGAUGCUGCACCACAUGGAGGAGAAGAGCAUACACACCUUUUUGCUCCCGAAAAUGCCCCAACAGUGACCUUUGUCCGAAAGACGGAUCACAAGGGCCUCGGCUUUGAAGGAGAAGCGCGUCUGGAGUCGAGCCUGCAGUCAGAAAGCAAACCUGCAGACAACGAGGACGAGGACGACGCUGAUUCAUUCUUCAGUCAACGCUUAGACUCUCGCAAAAAGUCAAAGGAGAAAAAGCCUGCCCGCCGUGGUGCAUUUGGGGUUGGCGUGCUUAAUGACACCGGAUCAGAUGACGAGGACCCGUACUCAAUGGGACCGCAGAUUUCCUACAACCGUACUAUUGGAGGAGACAAGAAAAAGAAGAAAUCCAAAGGGAUUGACGGCGGCAAGCUCCCAGUCGGCUCGGCAAAUCCACUUUUAACCAGCAAGCCGGUCUUCAUCUCAAAGAAGACGUCUCUAGCAGGCUUUCGCAAGUGCCAUGACGGCCGUUUACCGCUCGAUGGUUUCACUCUCGCUGACGCCAUUUCGAAUAUUUCUCUUUCUUCUGAAAAAACCUUUUCUCCCCCCCAAAUACCCCAGGGCUGGAAAUCGUCAAAGGCUCCCAUUGCCGACAGAGAUACAUCUGCUUACACAUCGACUGCUGAUGCCGCAAAAGCCUCCAAGCUUGAUCCCAAGACCCGUGCCGAGCUCUUGGGUGAGGACCAGCUUCCCGGUAAAUCAAUAUUUGAUUGGAUGACCCCCGAGGGCAGAGAAAAGAUUGUCAGGUUGACUGGCAGAACCGAUCUACCUCCAGCUUUGGGAGAAAAGGCUCCGAAAGGAUACGGAAUAUCAGAUGCUGAGAAGCGUAGGAACUUGUGGGAUCUCGUUCCGAACCUUGAUAAGGCCGCUGCGGUCCAGGCUCUAGAAAGAGCAGUGGGAGGCUGGAUGCCUUACUCGGAGGAUGAAAACAAGAGGCAGCGCUAUCGUAGUUUCCUAGAAGUACGGGCUGGCUUAAAAGAAGGCCUUCCAGACCGCCUGCCGGGGUCGACAACAAAUGCAUGGGCUAUAGAAAUGCAUGAAUUCGCCAGAGCUGCCGAAGUCUUCAGGCCUGUUUCCGGCGUGAUGGCCUCGCGCUUCACGUCUGCCAGCACUGCUCCUAAACUGGGAUCGGACCAGCGAGAUGCCACUUCAUCUCAGUCUCUAUUAAGCCGCCCAGCAGCGAAACCAGAGGAUCCUGCCGAGGCAGCAGCCAAGAUUGGCAUGUUUGGGCAGAUGACCCGCAGCACGCUGUCUUUCUUCCCAACUCGUCUGCUGUGUAAGCGACUCAACAUUAAGCCACCAGCUCACGUUCAGCUUGAUCCGGGCGAUGUAGCAGAAGGGGAGUCGCGGCCCUCAGCUCGUCCAGCCGGCAGCUCCUCCCGGUUAGAUCUUGUUUCUCAGGAUGUAAUGAACCAGCUUCUCUCCGAAUCUGCCACGGCUGCUACUCAAGAAUCGGGGAAGCCUACAGCGGCACCCGCUCCCAUUGUCAUCGAACCAGAAAAGAACGAAGCGCUUGAAGCAGAGCGGCCUGGCGAAGCCGUUUUUAAAGCCAUAUUUGGCAGUGACGACGAAACCGGUGAAACCGGCCCACAACAGCCGUCGCUUCCCCAAAGCAUUUCCCCCGAAUCUUAUCUGUUUUGUUUCAGCCGAAUCGCCGGUCUAUACCUCUACUUUACUCGGAGUUCUCGACGCACAUCAUGCAAGAUGGGCUGCUGUUUUUCUCGUUCGAAUAAUGGCCCAGAGGCGUCCCAGUCCCCGGCUGCGACACAAGAGACCUACGUAGACUCUCUUGCUCAUGCCGGACGCUCGGAGCUUUCUCCAGGUCAGCAAACUGAAACGACGACGACGACGACGACGACAACGCCCAGCCAUCGUUCGCGUAGAAGGACAAAUUACCAGGAUACACCACUACCGCUAGAUGAGCAUUACAACCAGCCCAUUCGCCCACACGUAUGGCGCAGCAAGCGGCGCACCUGGACAUCAACACAACUUGCCAAGGAGCGAGAAGAGUUCUGGGAUACUCGGGUUACGGGGCGGUCCGAAGUGUGGGCUGCUCUCCGUACUGCAAUCUCUCUGCUGCAGGAAAGCAAUACCGAGACGGCUCAGGGGAUCAUAGAUGCCGCGGGUAUCACAGUGCCGACUGGGGAUCUCUGCGAGGGCUGUUACGAUGAAAACGGAGCUCUGUAUCGAGUACCUCAGUGCAUCGCUAGUGAUCCCAGCAACAUCGUGGACGAAACUCUGUCCGGGGCUGAGGAUGAGCCGGAUGAGGAUCUCGAUGAUGACGGCAUAUCUGAUCGCAAAAUAAUACCCGAAGAGUCUGGCGACGAGCUUAUACCGGACGACAUACAGAGGCGCCGAGAGGAGAAAGGGAAAAUGAGUGAACGCGAUAUGAUCAAGGUCCGGGCUCGCCUCAGUGAUCGAGGAGGGCCGGAUGUGACCAUUUCCCUGGGCAAGACCCAGAGCGUUGGCAUGUUGGCUCGUAGAAUCCAGAACGAAGCCAAUAUACCAAACCAUCAACGAGUCCGCAUCGCCUACCUAGGUCGAAUGCUAAAAGAACAUGAAUCCUUGCUUGACCAAGGAUGGAACCAAAACCACAUCAUCAAUGCACUGAUUGUCUCCAGGCCAUCUUUUAAUUUCUCGUGA
Molecule: messenger RNA, 3195 nt
Organism: Talaromyces rugulosus
Lineage: Eukaryota; Fungi; Ascomycota; Eurotiomycetes; Eurotiales; Trichocomaceae
Exons: 5
Coding region: 1-3195 (1064 amino acids)
Biological process (GO): mRNA processing
Cellular component (GO): nucleus
Molecular function (GO): RNA binding; protein binding
Source: RefSeq, a predicted model, not a curated record